AUAGAAAAUUACGAGCACUUGAAAAAAUAGAAACUUUUUGUAUGUAGAAAAGUUGCCUUUACAGUAUCGAAAUGAAGAGCAAACCUGUAAAACACAAAUCUACGAAUACAUUUCGAUUCAUACCAUUUGCAGAACGCAUUAAUGCGAUUGAUAUUCGUCAUGGAGCUUUAUACCAUAUAGAACAUGCAUACACAAAACAUCCUGAUGAAAAUGAAACAUAUUUUAAUGUGGCUGUACAAAAAUGGUUUGCGCUAAAUCUGACUGACAAUUUUAAAAAGUUUCGCAAAGAAAUUUUUGGGGUUGUAACAGUGCCACAACUAGUGCAUAGAAAAGAUGAAGUUCUAGAUAUAUUGGAGAAAUAUUUAAAUUUGGAAGAUUCACUGUGUCUUCAACCCUUAUUGGAGAUUCUAGUGUCUCUAGCAAAAGAUUUAAGAGAUGACUUCUACCCUCACUUUCCAAAAUUCUUGGAUAUUCUUAUUAAGCUAUUAAAAACAAAAGAUGCAGAAAGAUUGGAAUGGACAUUAAUCUGUUUAGCAUUUUUGUUUAAAAUCCUAAAACCAUAUUUGAAAAGAGAUAUUGCUGCAGUGUUAAAAAGGAUUAUUCCAUUGUUAAGUGAAUCCCAGCCACAGUAUAUCAACAACUUUGCAGCUGAAAGCUUCGCCUUUGUGGCUAGAGAUAUAAAGGACAAGAAAAAGUUUAUAGAGCUUAUUUUGAAUUAUUUGCUAAGUAAUAAUGAUGCUAUAACUGGAUGUGGUCACCUAAUCUUUGAAAUAUUGAGAGGAGUUAGUGGGAAAUUCCACAGUUGUGUUGAAACUUUUCUUCCUGUUCUGUUUGAAGUUUUAAAAGACAAAAAAAUACAUCAAGAAAUCCUUUUCAAAGUUCUUACGCAAACUGCUGAAGACUGUUUACAAACUAUAUCUCCUAAGGAGUAUACAAUCUUUUGGAACUGUAUUCAGAAGGUGGUAGAAGAAAUUCUUAAAGAUGAAGAUGAUAAUAAAGGACUGGAAUACAUUUUAAGAAUAGCAGGUCAAGUUAUUCAACAUCAAAAAGGAAAGUACUUAGUAAAUCCUCCACAGUUUGUGCUCCUUUUAGUCAAAGUUAUAAGUGAGCAGACUGCAGAAAGUGUAUUGGAAGUUUGUUCUCAAAUAGGCGCAUUAUUACUCCUUUCGACAAAUAUUUCCCUUGCUCAAGAACAUGCAGGAAUAAUAAUAAAAGUUUUGUUACCUCUGCCAUAUAGGAAAAUUCUAAUAAACUUUGUUCAAAAUGUCAUUGAUUAUUCUCAAUUUGACAUGCAUAUUUUACCACCUUUUAUAAAUUUUGUGAUCCAGUCGAAUUUCGACGAAGAAGCAAUGAAGACGUUGACUAAAAUAUGUUUAGCAAAAUCACCUUUAUCAAAGAAUGGCAUAAGGCUGUUUGAAUGGGUGAAAUAUCCUAUAGAUUUUGGAACAAAUCUAGCGCUAUUUAUGGAACAUUUUACCAAUGCCUUGAAUGACGAAAUAGGCAACAUUGUUGAAAACCCCACCAAAUUGAUAAACAUGCUGUUCUGUAUACCACACAUUGAAAAAAUUGAUGUUGACUACUGCGUUAAAUCAUUGAAUAAACUCAUUACGAAAUUACUUGACUUACUGACAAGCUACAAUCUGGAAAGUCAGUUACGAGAUAACAAAUUAUAUUAUGAUACGACACCUUUAUCAAAGCGUUCUAGAAAGAUCCUAUUUAUUUUGGCAAAUGCUUUGGAAAGUGCUGUACACAUUUCCAGUUGCAGAAAAUUGAAAGAAAUUUGCAAUAUUGAUGCUUUACUCCCUGUGAUACUACCUUGUGCUGCAGAUCCCAAUUAUUUGGCAGCUUUGCAUCUCGUAGAUUUAUAUUUAACAGCAUAUGAGCAAGAGAAUGGACUCACUUUUCCAUUUUUGUCAUUGGUUGACUCAUAUCUGAAAAGUAACAUUUCGUCUCCAUUUCAUAUUGUACGACUAUUGACGACACAUAUUUACAAAUUAUUCGAAAGCGUCGAAGAACUGAACAAAACUGUCCAUGUUGGAGGCGAAACAGAGAAGUUUUCAAUAUUCAGCAAAUGCUUUGCUGUAGAAUCGAUUAAUCCGUCUAUACAAGAAUAUAGAACGCAAAUAAGCAUGUUGCAGAAGAUGGCGUUUAAUACUACACAGUAUGCUUUAGCUAAAGAAAGAGAAUUCGGUUUGUUCGCGUUAAAUUACAUGUUGGGUGUUUUAUAUAUGAAUUUCAAGUUACUCUGGGAACCAGUAGGUGAAUUCGUCGCGGGAUAUGGUAAUGCUUUAUCAGUAGACGAGUUCUGGCCAACUUUUUAUAAAGCACUCAGAUUGUCCUUUGUCAAUGCAAGGUCAAACCCAAAACAGUUCCGAUUUGACGACGAAAUUGAUACCAAUUGUGACCUGUUGCAAGAUUUGUAUUCAGAAUACAAUAGCAUAGAUGAAAGACUGGAUUUUUAUAACUACAGAAAUUUAAUUUUAAAAGUAAUGACAAAUUGUAUUCAAGCAUGUGAAGCGAGGAAUCGUGAUGUAGUUGUACUAUUUUUAAAUUUUAUUGAAGAAGAAUACAGAAGAAAUGACAACAUGAACGCUCUUAAAAUUGACGUGGAAGUUCGUAUUAAUACUGAAAUGGAAGUUGAUGAAAAAAAAUCAGAAGAAGUAGAUGAAGAAACUGAAACCUCGGAAGAAAUAAAUGAAGAAAGUGAUGAAAUCAAAGAAACGUUUUCAGGAAAAAUGGUAUUUAAAACUCUAAUAAACAUAAUGCAAGUAUUAGCACAGUUUAAGAAUCCACGAGCUCUUCAUAAAGAACCUGUAUUUUGGGAGCUUUUCAUGGAAUUUUUGAAACAUAAGAACUCUGGUCUUCAAAAAUACGCAUUAGAUUGUAUUAUAAAUUAUAAGAACAAAAGUAUAGUUGCAUAUAAGAACAAUCUUUACAACUUGGUUGAUGAUAAAAAAUUCAAAGAUGAACUAACACUAUUUAAAAUAACUGAAGAUGCUAAGAGUAUUCAACCAGAAGACAGAGAGCAUGUUAUCCCUAUAAUACUGAGAAUAUUGUACGGUAAAAUGACAUCUAAAUUAGGGGCUGAGAAAAAAGGUGGGGGGCAAACUCGGAGAUCACUAAUCAUGAGAUAUUUGGCUGGGUGUACUGAAACUGAAUUAAAAAUGUUUAUUGAAAUGGCUUUUGCGCAUUUCAAGGAGUACAUGACUUUAGAGCCCAAAGAAAUUAACGAUAACAUUACUUCCAAUUUAGAUUUGAGAUCUGUGACAAGUCCUGGAAAAUUGCACAGUAUUCUUAAUUUAUUCGAAGUUGUCCGUGAAUAUUUUGGAGGAUACAUGAAAGAAGAACUACUAUGUCAAUUAUUCAAGACUUUUUAUGCAGUUUGUUGCACAGUCGCAGCUAUUUUAGCUCAAGGAGACAGGGUACACAUUGGCUAUGUGAAAGUUAUGAAGAACAUUCGAGUUAUGGCGUUGAGUACUGUAAGAAAGUUAUUUGAUCAGUUUGACAAAUAUCCUUGGACCAGGGACGAGUUAAGACUAGUCUUUGAAACUUUAUUAUGGCCUUUAAUACCCAAACUGCAUAUUGAAGGUAUACACACUCCAACGGCCUUGCUUAGACUGUUCAAUUCUUGGUGUCAAAAUCCCCGAUACUAUAUUUUAUUAGUUACGUCUUCAGAAAAAGACUCGACCCUCAGUCCUCUUCCUGCAAUUUUCAAAUUAUUGCUAGCACCAAAAGCAAGCACAGGAGUUGUCAACAUGAUUUUAGAUAUGAUAGAAAAGCUAUUAACACUAUCGGAAGAUGAAGAAGACAAAGAGAUUGUUGCCCUACAAACUUUUAAUUACGUUUGUAACGAAACGGAAAGUGACAAUUGUAAUGAAAUUAAUUUUGGAAGCAAAAUAUUAGUCUCCCACAUAGCUAGCAUUUUAGAAGUUAUGAAACGUCGCAUAUCGAACACGGCCAAAUCUAACACGGUUAACAAGAGAGACCUUCUCAUCUUAUCAAGAGUAACAGAAUUAGUGGCUAACCCAGAAAUGUGCGAUGAUCUCUUGAGUUUGUUAUUGCCAAUUUUAGUAAAGAAAGUUUGCAUGAACAUGGCUGAAGACAAUAUGGAACAUGCUGUCACUACUAUUAUUAAUUUACUUGGACAUAGCACAGACCCACAAGCUUAUAUUAAACACGUUGCAGUACUUUUUAGUAAAGUAGGACCUGUGCACGUUAGGAAAUUACUAAUAAAACUUUUGAGCACUUUAGCUGAAAAUGCUUCUAACAAUAAAGAAAUUUGGUCACGAAUGGCUAAUGUAGUAACCGAAAUGAACGCUUUUAACAAAAGGUGGAUUGAACAACCAGAUUUCGACAGAAGGUUGGACGCCUAUAAACAAAUCUAUCAACUGUCGGAAAACAAUGAAAUUGAUGUGGAUUUGGCUAUUCUUAUUGUUAAUAAUUGCUUCUUUUUUAUUAGAACGGAAAAAGACAUGGGUUUACGAGACAGUGCAGGCUUGUGCCUGAAAAGAAUAUUACCAAAAUGGCUUAUGAAGUAUUGGUCCACCAAUGAUGGCCAAUUUUUAGUUCGUGAUACUGUUUUGGCUUUAAUAUCUACUGGAAUCAGAGACACAAAGAACGAUAUUUUGAGAAAUGAAAGCAUUUCUCUAUUGGGUGAAUUAGCAAGAGAAUGUCCUGAUGCUGAUGUGGUCUUGUCAGAUUUAGCGGCAUUAACAAAUAAAGAAGAUAGGGAAGUUGAUUUCUUCGAAAAUUCUUGUCAUCUUCAGAUGCAUCGCCGCGUUCGAGCUCUUUUGAAAUUUUGCAAAGUUGCUAAAAAGAUUACUAAGUGCCCAUCACCAAGAACACUUACAAAUUUCAUUCUUCCCCUAGCAUUUAUGUAUUUAUGUGACGACAAAUAUUCCGACAAAAACACAUUGAUAGAUGCGUGCAUAGAAGUUGUUUCCACUUGUUGUAGAUUGCUUCCUUGGUAUCAUUAUGAAGUGAUUUUGAAGCUAUACUUAAACAAGAUGAGGCACUCUUCUGACUAUCAAAAACAAUUAACUCGAAUCAUUGUGGGUAUAUUGGACGCAUUCCAUUUCGACUUUUCCAAAAUAAAGAAUAUUGAUCUUCCAAAAGCUUUGACUACUAAUAUACAUGUCAUGAAAGUGAAAAUAACGUCUAAAGUAACUAACGACAAUGGUGAAGAAUCUAUGGAUGAGAUUAUCAAAUAUUCAGUAUUGAACGAUGGGACAGAAGAACAGAACGACGAAACAUUUCAAGACAUAGACAAGGAGCUCAAAAUAGCUGAUUCUGAAAAGGCAAAUGAAGAACAAAGCACACAACUAACAGAUUUGCCCGCAUUUGAAAAAGUUACGACUGUCUCUCCAUCAGUUGCUAAACGAAUUAUCAAAUCGUUAGCAGCUGGAUUGUUACCUCAGUUAAACAGAACUAUAGGUAAAAUUACGGAACAUGAACAAUCGCAUAAAUUAAAUAGGAAAAGAACAGGCCUAGAACGUCAGGAAGAAGAUUUACUGAGGGUUCCCAUUGCAUUAGCUCUAGUCAAAUUAUUGCAAAGAUUGCCUGGAGAUGUUUUAAGAUAUCAGUUACCAGGAAUAAUAAUAAAACUAUGUUCCUUCCUCAAGUCGCCGUUAAAACAAGUGAGGAUAACUGCCCGAGAUAUCGUUAAGAAAAUAAUGUUAACUGUUGGACCUCAGUACUUGGGAAUUCUAUUAGAACAUUUGACUUUAUUACUGACAAGAGGCUUCCAAGUACAUGUUCUAGUAGCGACAAUACAUACUGUACUAGAUGCUUUAAAAGCUGAAUUUAAAGCUGGUGACUUGAAUGAUAAUUUACACCACAUAUUAAACGUAUGCAUUAGUGAUUUGUUCGGAACUUUGUCGGAAGAAAAAGAAGUACAGAAACUCCACUACAAAACACCGGAAGCGAAACCAAGUAAAAAGAGCUAUGUAACACUAAUGAUUGUGUCUCAAAACAUAACAGAAAAGUACCUAAUAAACUUGCUCUUGCCCUUCAAAGAAUCAUUGCAGAAUCAUCAUUCAAAGAAAACGGUUUUAAAAGUCCAGGAAGCUCUCAUGCAUAUAACAAGUGGUCUAGUUACGAAUAAAUUUAUCGACAUUGAGUCUUUAUUCAUAUUUCUACAUGGCAUAGCGUCUGAAAGCAUACCCGAGUUUGUGUUGGGAGCACCUAAAAGAGACAUUACGGAAAAACAAAAAGAAAAGAUGCUAAUGGUUAAACCAGAUUGUUUUAUCAUUCCCGAAGCUCCAGGGCGAAGUAGAGAGGUGCAAGCUAAACACGUCAAAACGUCUAGUAAAGCAAACGCUCACGUCUUAGUGGAAUUUAGUUUAAAUAUUUUGUACGUUAUUUUGAAAAGAGAAAAAGUACCGAGAAUGGAUUGUAGGGCGUUUGUAGACCCUUUAGUACCAUUAUUAGUUGACGCGUUGAAGAGUAACCAUGUGAAAGUGACAACAGUAGCUAUGAAAUGUAUUGCGACGCUUUGGACUAUUAGAGUUAGUACGCCGUUGUUGGAAGAAAUGGUCGCAGAUGUUGUAAAGACUAUAUUCUCGAUACUGCAUAAGUAUGCAACGUUUGAGAUUAGCAAACAGAAUGAUAAUUACAAUUUAGUAAGGAAUGCUUUUAAGGCAGUGACAGCCCUUAUUCGUAACGUAAAAUAUUAUUCUCUGGAGGCUGACCAGCUAAAAACGCUCUUGCUCUACGCCGAACAAGACUGCCAGAGCGAUGAGAAACAAGCGAAUUCGUUUUCUUUGUUGAAAGCUAUAUUGGAGGCAAAAUUGGUGUCCAAUGAAUUGCACGAAGUAAUGGAGAAUGUUUCUAGAAUAUGUAUAUUGAGUGAAUCUGCAAGAUCCAGAGAAGAAGCCCGCGGUAUAUUCGUGUCCUACCUGACGAACUACUCGCCAGGUAAGCGCAUGGACAAAUACCUGCAAUUCUUCGUGUCGCAACUUAACUAUGAACUACAGCACGGACGGGAGUCCUCACUUAAGUUCUUGGAAAUGAUCAUUAACAAGGCUGCUACGCAACAAUUAUCGAAACAAGCAGACUUCCUAUUCCUGUCUCUAGGCGCUUGUAUGGUGAACGACAGCGCACCUGAAUGUCGCGUGGCCGCUGCCACCUGCAUUGAGUUAAUGAUUAAGAGAUUGCCUCUACUCGAGAGGAAUAAGCUGUUUACGUUGAUUUUCAAGUUCUUCCAGGACAAUCAGCCGGUGCAUAUCGAACUUGCAGCACAAUUAGCAAUUCGUUUCGUCAACGUCGAAGAAGACGAAUUUAAGAACCGUCUUGAUUCCACACUGUCUCUAGUUUGCAGCAAAAUUUCACUUCUCAGCAGCGACAUUACAGAAGGCAGGUUCGUUAAAAUAAAACUGGAUCAAGGCGAUGACAAGAAUGAUGACGAAAAACAAAAGGAAAAGGACCACAGUCUAAUUCAAACAUUGAAUUUCAUCGAUAAGAUUGUAACACAUUGCUCGUCUAGUUUGAAAAGCAAAAAAUAUGUAAACGAAUUCGAUGAAAUAGCCCAGCAAUGUCAAGCGUUAUUGGCGUAUCCUCACUUGUGGGUGAGACUGGGAGCGGCGAAAAUAAUUGGAGCAGUUCUAUCGGCAAUUGAUGUAGAAGAGUUAAAUAUGGUUUUAAAACAAGAGACUGAGAGUGAUAGAGGGUUUAUUUAUUACGAAACUGAGGACACUUUGAAAGCUCUUGUUUUGGACUUGUGCGCACAAUUUACGCCUAGUGUUACUAAAGAAAUGGCCGAACAGGUCACAAGAAUCAUAUUUCAAAUAUUAACGCUAGUUCAUUCUCUAUCGAGCUUCAAGCUAUCGAAGAAAACAACAUCGGAUACCGAAGAGACUGACGUCACAGCGAAAGUGAAUAUUCGAUGGAUUUUGUUCAAAUUGCGCAAAGCUGUCAAUGUUGAAGUGGCGAGAGCACCUAGUUCUAUGCAUAUUCGAACAGCAAUCUUCACAAUGUGGCAACACUUCAUAAGCUCACUGGAAAGUACAGACCUCCUUCGAAUAAUCGACGUGAUCCUUCCACCGAUAGUUCGAGAACUAUCCACUGGCGACGCGAUGGCGCCUGCGUCUGUCGCUAAGCAGCUAGCUAAUAGGCUGGGAAAGAAGCUGAGGCGGAAGAUAGGAGAUAUAGAAUAUAGCAAACUUGUCGCUGAAGUUCAAACCAAACUUAAUGUUAAACGUGCAGAGAGAAAGAAGAUACUUCUACAAGAAAAGGUGCACAAUCCAGAGAAAGCGGCAAAGAGAAAACUUCAAUUAAAAGAAAAGAAAAAACAAGCUAAAAAGAUUAAACUGGAAAUGUUACACGGCAAGCGCCCGCGCGCGAAGAAGCGGAAAGCGGAAGACAUUGAUGUUGAGGAUCAACUGCUGAUGGAUGAUUAA
Hyposmocoma kahamanoa is the source of this 8396-nucleotide messenger RNA. Its product is annotated as small subunit processome component 20 homolog. NCBI's taxonomy places the organism in Eukaryota, Metazoa, Arthropoda, Insecta, Lepidoptera, Cosmopterigidae. The record is from RefSeq and is a predicted model, not a curated record. The transcript is spliced from 14 exons. Gene Ontology annotation, cellular component: 90S preribosome; small-subunit processome; nucleolus. The coding region runs from base 72 to 8396 and encodes 2774 amino acids.